Molecule: messenger RNA, 674 nt
Organism: Drosophila bipectinata
Lineage: Eukaryota; Metazoa; Arthropoda; Insecta; Diptera; Drosophilidae
Source: RefSeq, a predicted model, not a curated record
UAAGUCAGCUAUGACUGGAGUGACAGAACAAAAUUGAUCCUAUUUAGGUCCGCUUACCAAUCGGAAUCUGGAUCCAGGAUGUUGCACAGCAGCUACAAUCGGGCGCCACGCCGCAAGCUCAUCCCGAAUCUGUUUAGCAUCAUCCUGCAGGUGGUGGCCGAUUCAACGCGACCAUUGACCGAGCACGAGAUCGCCGAGGCUGUCUCCAAGAAGAUGGAACGCUGCGACGAGGAGCUGAAGCGCCAGAUAACGGUCAGCCUGCACGACGCCCUGAUUUAUGGCUAUCUCCGCGUGAAGAACUUUCGUUAUUCCAUCGUCUCCAGCCGUCUGGAACCAAACUCUCAUCAAAGUUUCAGAAACAGAUCCGAGGGCUACGGACCGAGCUCCUCAAUAGCCGCCGGCAUCUCGAACCAUCACCGAUCGGAGGAUAGGAUGUCGAGUGCCAACGAAGAUGAGGACGACAUCAACGAUGAGGACGUGAAUGCCAACGAGGGGCAAGUUCUCGAACAAGAGAACCAUACCAGGGCAGAGCCAGAGAAGCAAAUAAAUUGAAAUUCGUUGAGCAAAAUUAAUAUAAGCUCAACAGUCAAGUGAUUAACCCUCGAGUUCUUAUGAUUUGACGGAGCUAAUGCGUAAUGGAAAACUAUAACGAAUAAAAUACAAUCAAUUAGGAA